Cyphellophora europaea CBS 101466 is the source of this 1305-nucleotide messenger RNA. RefSeq lists its product as uncharacterized. The record is from RefSeq and is a predicted model, not a curated record. The coding region runs from base 1 to 1305 and encodes 434 amino acids. The transcript has 3 exons. Gene Ontology annotation, molecular function: indoleamine 2,3-dioxygenase activity; metal ion binding; heme binding. Gene Ontology annotation, biological process: 'de novo' NAD+ biosynthetic process from L-tryptophan. Gene Ontology annotation, cellular component: cytoplasm. NCBI's taxonomy places the organism in Eukaryota, Fungi, Ascomycota, Eurotiomycetes, Chaetothyriales, Cyphellophoraceae.
AUGCCUACCACAGAGUUGAAGCCCCAUGACUUGCUCAGAUCCUACGGCUUAUCUGAAGCAUUGGGCUUCCUCCCUCACACUGCACCGUUACGAAGGCUCACACCGGCCUACUAUGGUCCUUGGGAAGAUGCUGUCGGGGAUCUCCCAAAGCUCAUUAAUUCGCGAAAGAUCCGGUCAACCGUGGACAAGAUUCCUCUUCUGGAGACUUCGUACCUGAAAACCGAGCAAGAGUGGCGGAGAGCCUACGUCCUGCUUGGGUUCCUCACACAGGCAUAUAUCUGGGGUGAAGACACACCGGCACAGCGGCUGCCACCACAGAUUUCCAUACCGUUUCUCACAGUGUCGAAGUAUCAUGACUUGCCACCCACCGCAACAUACGCAACCCUUGUCUUGUGGAACUUCGCCUUCCAGUCACCUCUAUGCGACGUUACCAACCCUGUCAACCUUCGCUCGCUCCAGACCGUCACCGGGACCAAGGAUGAAGAAUGGUUCUACCUCAUCUCAGUGGCGCUCGAAUCGCGCGGCGGACCUAUCAUUCUGGAGUUGCUCAAUUGCAUCGAGGCUGUGAGAAGGCGUGACACGGCGGCAAUCGUGACACAUCUGGAGCGGACAACCUUGAACGUGCAGAGAAUUGGAGCUCUCCUAGAGAGGAUGUAUGAGCGCUGCGAUCCUCAAACAUACUACCAUGACAUCCGUCCGCUCCUGGCCGGGACUAAGAACAUGGCUACUUCUGGGCUGCCUAAUGGCGUGCUCUUCGACGAAGGAGACGGUCGUAGCCAAUGGCGGCAGUACAGCGGCGGUAGCAACGGGCAAAGCUCACUCAUUCAGUUCCUUGACAUUGCGCUCGGAGUUGAGCACCACGCGACUGGCGCGCCUCGAGGGCGCUCCACCCAAGAAGGCGUGAAGUCGAAGGCAAAUGCGUACAUCAAGGAAGUGCGGAACUACAUGCCUGGGGCGCACCGGGAUUUCCUCGUCUCCGUUGAGAAGAUUGCCAACAUUCGCGAGUAUGCAGUGUCUGGUGAUGCACCUGAAGCCGUUCGUAGGGCAUACAGCGAGACCGUGACAGAACUGUCUAAGUUUCGGGACAAACACAUUCAGAUCGUCACGCGGUACAUUAUCACACCGUCGAAAACGCCGGCCGCGGCUCAUGUGAAGAGGAAGACGGGCGUGAACCUGGCAACGGCAACCUCGACCGCCAGCACAUCUGCCGCCGAGGGUCCAAAGUUUUAUGGAACCGGAGGGACGGAUCUCAUUCCUUUCUUGAAACAGACUCGGGAUGAGACGAAAAGUGCAGCCUUGGCCUAG